GCACAGAGGGCGCACCGGUGUCAGUUUGCUCCAGCCCUCCUCUGCAGCGGUCGCUUGUUGCUGUUCUCUCGGAGCAGGGAUUAUUAUUAUUAUUAUUAUUAUUAUUAUUAUUAUUAUUAUUAUUAUUAUUAUUAUUUGGGGGAGUGGAGAUUCCGCCUCCUCACAACCAGGCUGCGUGUGUUCCUGACAGUUCGGCCGCGAGCAGACACGCAGAGAGACGAGCUGGACUCGAACCACACGGAGUCCACACCAGGAGAGCUCCGGGGUAUUUUUCGGCUGAACACUGAUUUUUGUGGCGUAAUUUUUUUUAAAAUUUAUUCCUCCUUCUGGAAGUAUGUGAACCAUUCCUGCCGGGCGUCAGAUCGGGAGCGCAGCGGUGCCACUUUUUGCCACUGGAUUUUGGUUUUUGCUUCUUUUUCUUUCUUUUUUUUUUGCGUUUGGAUUAUUUUCUUCCAGGAGAUGCCAAGUUGUUGCCUGUGAAACGCAGGAUGCUGGGGACUCUACAACCACCAGAUCCCUUACUCUGAGAGAAUAUCCGCUAUUUCUGAUUCUCUCCUCUUCUUCUUUGGUCUUGUUCUUGGUUGGUUUAUCUUGUUAUCGAUGUGGUGCCAUAAUCUAAGGAUGCGCUGUGGAUUUCUAUUGUUCCUUUUCACCCAAAUCGUCUCGGUGUCUCCGCUCACUUACAUUGAUAGAUGCGGCGGAGAGAUCACGAUCCACUCGGCGAACUACCUGACCUCCCCGGGUUACCCCGGCGCCUACCCGCCCUCCCAGCUCUGCGUGUGGGUCAUAACGGCACCGGAGCCCAGCCAGAAAAUCCUCAUCAACUUCAACCCGCAUUUUGACCUGGAGGACCGAGACUGCAAGUAUGACUAUCUGGAAGUCUACAACGGCGGCGCGGACGAGUCUUCGUCCAUGGUGGGGAAGUUUUGCGGGAAAAUCGCGCCGUCGCCGAUCAUCUCCAGCGGCGACCAGCUCCUCAUCAAGUUCGUCUCCGACUAUGAAACCCACGGAGCGGGAUUCUCAGUUCGAUACGAGGUCUUCAAGACAGGUCCGGAAUGCUCCAGGAACUUCACGGCUCCCAGCGGCGUCAUCGAGACGCCGGGCUUUCCCGAGAAAUACCCCAACAACCUGGAGUGCACCUUCAUGAUAUUCGCCCCCAAGAUGGCGGAGAUCACGGUGGAGUUCUACAGCUUCAACAUGGAGCCCGACACCACGCCGCCGGCCGGCGCCGUCUGCCGCUACGACUGGCUGGAGGUCUGGGACGGCUUCCCCGCCGUGGGUCCUCACAUCGGCAGGUACUGCGGCCACAAGUCUCCGGGUCGGAUCAUCUCCCACACGGGCAUCCUGUCCAUGACCAUCACCACCGACAGCGCCAUCGCCAAGGAGGGCUUCACGGCCAACUACACCAUCCGAGAGAGGGAGCCGCCCGCUGGGCACCAGGACGACGAUUUCGCCUGCAUGGAGCCGCUGGGCAUGGAGUCCGGGGAAAUCCCCUCAGACCUGAUCAGGGCGUCCUCCCAGUACAACUCCAACUGGUCCCCGGAACGCUCCCGGCUCAACUACCAGGAGAACGGCUGGACGCCGUCAGACGACACCAUCAGGGAAUGGAUUCAGGUCGACCUGGGGUUCCUCAGAUACGUCACCAGCAUCGGGACCCAGGGAGCCAUUUCAAUAGAGACCCAGAAGCAUUACUUCGUCCGCUCCUACAAAGUGGACCUGAGCACCAACGGAGAGGACUGGAUCACAGUGAAGGAGGGCUCCAAGCAGAAGAUCUUUCUGGGGAACCACAAUCCAACAGACGAAGUCCGUGCCUUCUUCCCCAAACCGAUUCUGACCCGAUUCGUUCGUAUCCGCCCGCUUACCUGGGAGCAAGGCAUCUGCAUGCGCUUCGAGGUCUACGGCUGCAGACUGUCAGACUACCCGUGCUCGUCGAUGUUAGGCAUGGUGUCUGGGCUGAUCUCUGACCCUCAGAUCAACGCUUCGUCCUUCGCCGACCGGGGCUGGGUGGCCGAGAACGUCCGGUUGUUGACGGGCAGGUCGGGAUGGACCGGGCAGCAGACCAAGCAGCCCUUCAAGAACGAGUGGCUGCAGGUGGAUCUGGGCCAGGACAAGAUACUGAGCGGUGUGGUGAUCCAGGGAGGAAAACACCACGACCGCAACGUUUACAUGAAGAGGUUCAAGGUCGGCCACAGCCUGGACGGUGAAAACUGGACCGUCGUUAAGGAGGAGAACACCACCAGGCCGAAGGUCAGCUCGCUCACGCUGAUUUAAAACACAACUGUUCUGAUUACAGCUGGCAGCCAGGGCGGCGCUCAGCGUGACAGCUGCUGCUUCUGGGCAAAACAGGAAAGUGUAGCGCGAUGGGGAAGAGUUGUUGCUGAAGCAAAAGACAAAACAUGAAACACCGUUCAAGAUGGUUCUGGAUACAAACGGCGCCAUCUUGGAGCUGGUCCAAGAUCAGCGGCUGCUCAUCAGCAUGAGAGGGAGUGAACGGUUUGGACUUGAGAUUCAGUUUCUGACUGGACUUAAAGGUUUUCAGGACAACUCCA
This is a messenger RNA of Poecilia reticulata (guppy), 2549 nucleotides long. The record is from RefSeq and is a predicted model, not a curated record. Lineage: Eukaryota; Metazoa; Chordata; Actinopteri; Cyprinodontiformes; Poeciliidae.